This is a messenger RNA of Aspergillus heteromorphus CBS 117.55, 1396 nucleotides long. Its product is annotated as Zn(II)2Cys6 transcription factor. The record is from RefSeq and is a predicted model, not a curated record. Gene Ontology annotation, biological process: regulation of transcription by RNA polymerase II. Bases 116 to 1246 code for a protein of 376 amino acids. Lineage: Eukaryota; Fungi; Ascomycota; Eurotiomycetes; Eurotiales; Aspergillaceae. The transcript has a single exon. Gene Ontology annotation, molecular function: DNA-binding transcription activator activity, RNA polymerase II-specific; zinc ion binding.
GAAUUAUUGAUUCAUCUUUCUUCUCCCGUCUGCCUAGUCGUGGCAGAUUACAGGCCACGGUCAAUAGCAGCUCGGCCUCACGGGGCUCCCGAGGUCAAUAGCAAAGAGAAAGGCGAUGCCCCUGCGGCGCUCGCAUACGAAAUCCCACCACGGCUGUGUCCAAUGCAAACAACGCAGGAUAAAAUGCGACGAGUCUCGGCCCACUUGCGGCCCAUGCCAGAAGAAGAAGGUGUCAUGUGUAUUCAAGAGCCAUUUCAUACAAGCGCCACCGCAUCAUAGGGUUGAAGAACCGUUCAUCCGCGCCAACUCGCUGGUACAUGAAGGCCCCCGGCUUCCACUGCUGGAAUUGGAGCUCUUGAACCACUGGCACGUGGCGACGGUGCAGACACUAAUACACGAAAAGUCAACAGAUACGGUACUGCGUGUCUUUGUUCCGCAAGAGGCUCUCUCGCACCCGUUUCUAAUGCACAGCAUGCUGUCGUUGUCAGCCCUCCACUUAGGUCACCACGGUUCGAUCGAGCGACGGCAUCAGUAUAUAGAAGCGGCCAUGACUCACCACAACACUUCGUUGUCUUUAUGUACCCCACUUUUGAAUAAUGUGACACCAGAAAAUUGUCACGCGCUGUUCGCAUUCUCCUGUUUUGUCGCCACGUUCGCGUUUGCUGCGUACGGGCCAAAAGCCCACCCGAGGGCCCAGAGUGUCUCAGAUGUUCUCGAGGUCUUCAAACUUGUUCGAGGAGUUGCUUCUAUUGUACGCCAGGCCCGACCGUGGAUAGAAGCAGGGAGGAUGAGGGAUUUGCUGCAAGUUGGUCGUCAGCCACGCGACAGGCCGGAAAUGACGCAAUCCCAGGAGUUGUAUACCCGUCUACUGAGUCUGCACGAAAGACAGCGGCAAGAUGAUGGCGUUGCCUGCUAUGACAGCCCGAGCUCAGUGGUCGCAAGAUCGUCUUGGGAGCUGCUCAACUUGUUGCACCUGUCCACCACCUUGGAGAAUCCUGCCGCUAUCUUGAGAUGGCCCGCUCUUAUGGACUCAAUGUAUCUGGAUCUGUUGCAGCACGAGAAUGGCAUGGCUCUUCUGGUUCUCGCUCAUUAUGGUGUCGCACUAGACAUUAUGAUUGAGAGCUGGUGGAUGGCUGGUUGGGGUAGGUUCUUAGUCAAUCUUGUCUUGGAUCGCUUGGGGCCUCAGAGUGAACCAGAGCUUGCAUGGGCCCAAGAGGCUCUCAAUAGAAGGGAUGCAGAGCACUGAUUCAGUCGACUCAAGACCUUGGCGAUCGCCUUUAGGAUUUCACAAGUCAAGCCCUUCACCACGGCUUGUGUACACAUAUGAUGCUGGAGAGUCGGCUCUUCCGGGGGAUCCAUGGAGGCCAGUUUUUCUAGUCGACAGCUUUCCUAUACC